Molecule: messenger RNA, 2581 nt
Organism: Tuber melanosporum (Perigord truffle)
Lineage: Eukaryota; Fungi; Ascomycota; Pezizomycetes; Pezizales; Tuberaceae
Exons: 4
Coding region: 526-1452 (308 amino acids)
Source: RefSeq, a predicted model, not a curated record
AUUGAACCACUUGCCUACCCGCCGGAUUCCGCUGGAUGCAAGACAUGCACCAAUAGUAGGAACAAUCAACGCAUUCUUUUUUGGGUCUUUUCCCGCUGCCGUUCACUACACCAAGUCCUGCUGAUAGGAUCACCGACGCUCGUUUCAAAUUGGGUCGUUCUUUUCCGAGAAAACUUUCAAGACACCUGGAUACUUGCAUGCCUAGACAAACCUCGGGCCAACUAAAAUAAACCCUCUCUACCAUUACAAAGGUCUUUCCGUGCCUCGAGUAUUCUUAUUCUUAUUCUUAUUCCCGCCGAACAACUCAUACUAUCUCUCUUCCAUUCUAUUUCUUUCUUUUUCCCUCAUUUCUUAUUUUUUGUUCCUCUUUUACGGUCGUAUCGAACACAUUCGUUGAAAGUUGAUCCUCCCGCCGCUGCUCUGAAGGGUAGCAUUUGCUUGACACUUUACACACCUCACGUUUUUAUUUCUCCCUCUUCCACCGGUUUCUUUUCUAUUUUGAGGAGUUGAUACUAUUAUCUCGCAAUGGGCUCGUUUGGUGAUUUGGAGCUUGGUGCGAAGUAUGGCAUCGUCUUGGGCUCUUUGGUGGUCCUGGUGUUUACUGCUGGAUUCUUAAAGCUGCUUUACAUCCGACAUCAAGCCAAAAAGUUCAACGAGGAAGCCAAAGCUAAGGCUGCCAACGAGGAGGGGAAAACGGAACAGAUUGCUCUUAAUCAGAGGGAGGAAGAUGAAGGGGAUCUGUUUGGGAUAAGGGCAUUGGAAAGGGGAUUCACGGGAGGAGUCGCACAAUCGAGACCCACAACCCCAAACACUGCGACCAACAGAUCUACCAGCACGUUGGUACCCUCGGCCGUCAAUAUUCCUUUCGGACAGAAGUCAGCGGUCUCCUUCGCUGGCUCUUCAAGAUCAGAAACAGAUUCGACCCUGACAAUUGAAGUUGGAAAUCCUAAGGGCAUUACCAUUUCAAACGGCCGAACCAGCCCGAGGGCUGGAGAUGUAGCUGUCGACAUGAACUUGAACGUCCCAGAAUCACCUCGAAUGCCUCGAUCACCCGACUCCAGCAAAGCCCCAUCAAUAUACUCGACGCGAUCAUCACCUACAUUGAAACCGAUCUCGGGGGUCGCAAUUCCCUCAAGUGGACUCGGGAUGCAGUUUGGGCAGGAUGGUACGGUUUCCCCUAGAAUGCAAGCAAAAGCUCCCACAAGAGUCGUGACGGGAUCUUCCCGAGGCAUGACUGUCCCAUCGGACUCGGCUUCCCUAGUGGACGGAAGUGAUGGAACACCUCCGCUGUCCCCAUCAAGUUCGAGCUACAGCGUUACACCAAGUGAAGGAAAGUCAACUAACUAUGGCGAUCGUUCAGGCUCACCAUCCGCCUCCCAGCGCCCAUAUCAAGGACAUAACCCUUCGAUAAGGGUCGACGGUCCUGACCAUCCUUGUGAGACCCUUCCCUAGCUACUCCUACGGGUCAGUCUGGAGUGCACAAGCUAACUUUUGUACACAGCUUCACGGCAACGAUAGGGAUGGAUGGGAGCGGCGGUGAAAUAUGUCUAAUGCAGCGUAUGUGGUGGAAAGCAUUGUGAAUAUCCUCCUGGCUUUUAAUUCUUAAUCAUUUUCAACUUUUUUUUUUCUUUUUUCCUUUUUCCUUUUUCUUCCCACGACCCCGAGUACACCACGUAUCGAACACUACCACCACUAGCGAAACCCGGAUAGGGAGUGGAACUUCAUCCUUGAAAUCAUCCACAUCCGCUAUUGGAGCGAUGCAACGGUUGCGAGCGGAAUUGCCAAUCACAUGGAAGGGAGAAGCGGGAGGGAUUUGGGACUCCUUAGACGCAGACCACACCGGGCAAACUGAUUUGCUACCUAAUAAUAACACUGCCAAAUGAUAUCCGAAAUCGCCGUCGCCCGCCAGACCCUGAGUUUCAAUACUUGGUGCCUUACAGGGAUGCUGAGUACUGUACACGACCUUGUAUAGUUUUUUUUUUCCAUUUUUCCCCACCUUCCUUCCUCUGUGGGACCUCUUGUAUCGCUAGAAUAUUGCUUCCUUGUUUGCUGGUGUCUUGUCUGGGGUUCCUAAGAAAUGGUUUGAGGUCAAUCUUUGCUUUGCAUUUUUCCUUGUUUUCGGAGAUUAUAUUUUGCGAAAAGCAUGGCGGUUCUUUGUUUUGAUGUCCUAUACCCCUGUCAUCUCUUUUUUUCUAUCCAAGUUAGAGGGAUUUACGUUCUGUUUUACUGUCGUUACCUCUGUUUUUUCUUCUUUUUUGUUGCUUGCAUAUUUCUCAUGUGGAGCCUGCACAUUGUUUUAUUGUUCUCGAGGAAGGUGGAGGAGGAACACGUUUGGUGGUGGUGACGUACCGGUAUUUCUGAUGGUGGAGGCGUUUGCUUGGGGAUACGAAAGACAAACUUGGUCGGCAAUGAGUGCAAGUUUCGCGCUUGAGUCUUUUCUUUCUCAAGAGUUGUCAUAAAUUUUGUGCAUUUUUAGUUGGAUGCUGUAUGGGGUUCGAACCAGAGGCCGGUAUUGGUGUGUAUAAAGCAUAGAGUGGGGUGGGGGUUGCGGAGAAUUGUAUUGUAUGGUGGUCUACUACAA